AUGCGAUGCGCGAGCAAGGCCGCCGAGAGCGCGUCCGCACGUCUCUGUGCGGACGCCGAAGCAGAAACUACAGCAACUGAUGUCUCAUCGGUUGCUGAAGUGACCCAGCCUGUGUCACUUGGUGAUGCAGGCGCUGGUCAUGAAGACACUCAUGUCUUCACAAAGUAUGAGCUCGGUGUCUCAUACUCUCCUGAUACGGAAGACGAUCCCGUAUCGACGGCGAUUGAAUCCAAGCCGCCUGCCAAGCGUGGCAUGGAUGAUGCUAUGCGUCGCAGCAUCUUUGGUUCAUCUGAUGAAUCAGAUGAACCAUCGCCGAAGCGAAGGCGCUCGAGGUCACGAGACUCGGGCGCUAACAGUGGUGUCGGUUCUCCUAUUGACACCACUUCACAGUAA
Messenger RNA from Peronospora matthiolae, 393 nucleotides. The record is from the annotation of a GenBank genome assembly. NCBI's taxonomy places the organism in Eukaryota, Oomycota, Peronosporomycetes, Peronosporales, Peronosporaceae.